AUGGGAUCAGUGAUAAGUCUGCAGCCACUGGCCAAGAGUGUCUGUUCGUGGGAUGGCACCCAGAAAUUCUCAGGGAGUGAAGCUGAUUUUAGCUCUUCAAGCAGCACAGGCAGUAUUUCAGCGCCUGAAGUCCAUAUGUCUGCUGCUGGAAGCAAAAGAUCUUCUUUUUCUCGCAAUCGUGGCCCUUAUGGUCGGAAUAAUGGAUCCUUAUCCUACAAGUCUGGAGCCAGCCCACCUGCUUCCCGUGAAAAGGAUCAUUUGUCAACACUGGGCAAAAACCAGCCGAGUCCUGCUAACAUCCAUCAGUGUUACAGGGCUUCUUCAGUCAGCAGCAGCAACUCAGGCUCAUACAAAGGGAGCGACAGCAGCCCAGUGAUGAGGCGAUCAGGGAGAUUCAGUUCUUGUGGUGACAAUCACAGCAUUAAGCCACAAAAUCCUGAGCAGUAUUUGACUCCUCUGCAGCAGAAGGAAGUUACAGUUCGGCAUUUGAAAACAAAGCUGAAGGAAUCUGAGAGCAAACUUAAAGAAAGGGAAACAGAAAUAGAGGAGCUCAAAGCUCAGCUGGGACGGAUGAGGGAAGACUGGAUUGAAGAAGAGUGUAAUCGUGUGGAAGCAGAGCUGGCCUUAAAGGAAGCAAGAAGCGAAAUUAAACAGCUCAAGCAGGUCAUUGAAAACAUGAAAAGCAACUUGGCUGAGAAAGACAAAAAAAUUGAGAAGUAUUUCACAGACAUAAACAUUCAAAACAAGAAACUGGAAUCUUUGCUGCAGAACAUGGAGAUGGCUCAGAACAGCUCUGUGAGGGAUGAGCAGUGCCUGGAGUGCGCAUAUGACUCAGAGGAGAAGCUGACAGCAUUCUGUGCCAUGAUGCCAGACAGCCUUAUCACAGAGGACCAAGCUCUGGAGGAGGUGGCAGAUAGUGGGCUGCUGCUUAAUGAGGACACAGGUGACAGGUCUGGUUUGCCUAAAGAGAAUCUGACCAUCAUGUCCUCUGAGUUGAGUGAUACGGCUCCCUCUAGUUCUGCUGUGAAUGAAGAGAUGCCAGAAAGUUAUCUGGAUGGAACACUAACUUCAAAGGAGAAGGAGGAAAACAUGAUGGUGGAACAGGCCGUCCAGACUGAUGUGGUGCCAUACAGCCUAGAUGUGGAGCAGCUCAUUCAAAACAUCUUCAGAGCUCAGGAUGCCUGUCCUCUAAGCCCACCUUCUUCACUGAAGGAGUUGGGUGAAUUUUCUCUUGGAAGCUUCAGUGAUUCUGGUAUUAUAGUGGACUUAACUCCAAGUGAUCCAAACUCUGCCAUUCUUUUGUCUCCUAUGGAGUCUCCAUGUAGGAAGGUAGAGCACAGAGUUAAUGAAAACCGUUUCAUGAAAGAACUUGAUUUUAUGGAAUCUCAUGAUUAUGAAGCCUUUGAGUAUGUCAAUACUUGCUCUCAGAUAGGAACCAAGAGGAGAUACUGGAGCAGCAGUCUCCUCAGAGAUGUCUUGGCUGUAGCAGCCCCUGUUGUACCAACUCUCAUGUGGGCUUUCAGUACUCAGAAAGGAGGAAUAGAUCCCAUUUACAAUAUUGGAUCAUUGCUUCGUGGUUGCUGCCUGGUGGCCCUGCACUCUUUACGGCGUACAUCCUUCAGUAUCAAAACCUAAAGUCCUCUCCCUGGGCACCGACUGGCUGAGGUAGAGAGAAAGAGGGAUGAGAGAGAUCGUAAAAAGUUAUUGUAUAUUCUGGCAGAGUCUAUCAUUUUGCUUUUCGACUAUUUGAUUUGCACUAUAAAUUGUUUUGAAAACAUGUUCCUUGAUUUAAAACAAAAUA
Messenger RNA from Apaloderma vittatum (bar-tailed trogon), 1801 nucleotides. RefSeq names its product syntabulin (syntaxin-interacting) (gene SYBU). Gene Ontology annotation, cellular component: vesicle; cytoplasmic microtubule. The transcript has 5 exons. The record is from RefSeq and is a predicted model, not a curated record. Gene Ontology annotation, biological process: axonal transport of mitochondrion; synapse maturation. NCBI's taxonomy places the organism in Eukaryota, Metazoa, Chordata, Aves, Trogoniformes, Trogonidae. The coding region runs from base 1 to 1635 and encodes 544 amino acids.